Penicillium crustosum is the source of this 630-nucleotide messenger RNA. RefSeq names its product uridylate kinase ura6 (gene ura6). Gene Ontology annotation, molecular function: ATP binding; UMP kinase activity. Gene Ontology annotation, cellular component: cytoplasm; nucleus. The transcript has a single exon. Gene Ontology annotation, biological process: 'de novo' pyrimidine nucleobase biosynthetic process; CDP biosynthetic process; UDP biosynthetic process. The record is from RefSeq and is a predicted model, not a curated record. Lineage: Eukaryota; Fungi; Ascomycota; Eurotiomycetes; Eurotiales; Aspergillaceae. Bases 1 to 630 code for a protein of 209 amino acids.
AUGUCCACCCCCCGCUUCUCUCCAAACGACGUAACAGUCGUCUUCUUCCUCGGCGGCCCAGGCAGCGGAAAGGGCACUCAAUCCGCGAACCUCGUCAAAGACUACGGCUUCGUGCAUCUCUCCGCGGGCGAUCUCCUACGCGCCGAACAAGUCCGUGAAGGCAGCCAGUACGGCGAGCUGAUCCGCGAAUACAUCCGCGAAGGCAAGAUCGUGCCUAUGGAAGUGACCGUUGCGUUGCUGUCGAAUGCCAUGGCCGAUUCACUGGCGACCUCGCCGCCUCCGGCUGGUACCAAGGCUCGUUUCUUGAUUGAUGGGUUCCCGCGCAAGCUCGACCAGGCUGUUUUCUUCGAGGAGACUGUUUGUCCCUCUGAGCUUGUCUUGUUCCUUGAUUGCCCCGAGGAUGUCAUGGAGGCUAGAUUGUUGAAGCGUGGUGAGACUAGUGGCCGUGAUGAUGACAAUGCGGCUUCUAUUCGCAAGCGUUUCCGUACCUUUGUUGAGACUUCUAUGCCUGUUGUUGAUGAUUUCAAGAAGAAGGAUAAGGUUGUUUGGGUUAAGGCUGAUAGCUCGGUUGAGCAGGUCUAUGAGGAGGUUAAGGCCGGUAUUGAGGCUCGUGGUUUGCAGGCUCGCUAG